Molecule: messenger RNA, 1083 nt
Organism: Fragaria vesca subsp. vesca
Lineage: Eukaryota; Viridiplantae; Streptophyta; Magnoliopsida; Rosales; Rosaceae
Exons: 4
Coding region: 142-1083 (313 amino acids)
Molecular function (GO): protein binding
Source: RefSeq, a predicted model, not a curated record
AGGUCUACGGUUAAUUAAUCUGUAACCUCACUUGGCUCGACUGCUCAGUGUCUCGCAGGAUAGAGCCUCUGCCAAAAUACUGGAAUUUCACUGCCCGGCCAAGAUCUCUCUCUCACUCUCUAAACUAUUGGGUGGUUAAGAAUGGAGAAGACAGGAGAAAAUGAUCUUGCAUCAGGAACUUUCACAUGGAAAAUCAAUGAAUUCUCUACGUUGAUUAACAAGUGUUACUCUGACGUUUUUGUUAUUGGCGGUUUCAAAUGGCGGGUUUCUCUAUUUCCAAAGGGGAACAAAGCCGAGAAUUCCAUAUCCAUAUUUUUGGAUGUUGCAGAUGCCUUAACAUUGCCGUCUGGGUGGACUAGAUAUGCCGGAUUCAGUUUCACCUUGGUUAAUCAACUUGAUAGAAAAUCGUCCAAAACAGAAGACACCGAGCAUGUGUUCAACGCAAAGGAGAAUGACUGGGGAUUCACGACAUUCAUGCCUUUAAGUGAGAUCCAUGACCUUACUGAAAGCUAUCUUGUGAAUGAUAUUUGUAUUGUUGAAGCCAAGGUUUCCGUCCGUAAGGGUGAUAUUAAAAUCUUAGACAAUGAAACUGGCGAGCUUAUGGAUUUUAGGGGUUUAGGGAAAAUAGAGUUGGCUUUUCUUCCACUGCUGGAGGAAGUCUGUUUGUUGCAUCCUUCGUUAAUCAAGUCCCAACAGAAGAGAAGUCGUACAUUUGUCGAAUGUGCAUUCACAACAUUGGGCCGACUCCUUCAUUUCUUGAAGACUACAAAGGUGAAGGAUUUGAACCAAGAUGGGUAUGAGAGGCUUCAACUGUUAUGGGAGGAGCUCGAGACCUUCAAAUUUGACUUGGCUUGGCUGCAGCCUCAUGUUCAGUCUGUUUUUGGUAUGAAGAACAUGACAGGAAGAGUGGAUAGAAUGAGAGAAGAUGUCAAUAUUUUGGAGAAUGAAAUCAAGAGGCGGAGGGCUAUGCUUGCAGCAGCAGAGGUCGACCUUGAGAGAGCAAAAGAAGAUUUGGUAAGGGCAGAACAAGGGUUUAACAAGAUAGGUGGUGUGGAUUGUGUACUAGGCUAUCCGUUGGCUUAA